Messenger RNA from Crotalus tigris (Tiger rattlesnake), 2701 nucleotides. Its product is annotated as vesicle-associated membrane protein 2-like. Gene Ontology annotation, molecular function: syntaxin-1 binding; SNAP receptor activity. The record is from RefSeq and is a predicted model, not a curated record. Lineage: Eukaryota; Metazoa; Chordata; Lepidosauria; Squamata; Viperidae. Gene Ontology annotation, cellular component: SNARE complex; plasma membrane. Bases 177 to 452 code for a protein of 91 amino acids. Gene Ontology annotation, biological process: SNARE complex assembly; vesicle fusion; vesicle-mediated transport. The transcript has 5 exons.
CUCCUCCACAGCAACAGUGUCUACAAUAUUAAGAGGUUGUUUGCUUCAGAAGCACGGUGAGAAAGCCAUCUUUGCUAACGACUGAUAGAGAGAACCUGGACUAAAUCAUCAAGCAACAAUUUCCUUUCCAAGGUGUCAGUUCUGCUUCUAGUCCAGGAGUUUCCCCUCAGAGCAACAUGACCAGCAAUCGGAGACUGCAGCAGACCCAGGCUCAAGUGAAUGAGGUGGUAGACAUCAUGCGGGUCAACGUAGACAAAGUACUAAAAAGAGAUCAGAAGCUUUCAGAACUUGAUAACCGAGCAGAUGCUUUGCAAGCAGAGGCCUCACAAUUUGAAACCAGUGCAGCUAAGCUGAAGAGGAAAUACUGGUGGAAAAACUGUAAGAUGAUGAUUAUCCUGGGUGUAAUUUGUGCAAUCAUUCUUAUCAUAAUUAUAAUUUAUUUCUGCACCUGAAUACUAAGAUCAAAUGGCUUGGUGUGGCUACACUCAUCUUUUCGAUAAUUCCACAAAUGAAAUUGAAAUUUAAUUUUUACAUCUUGGGGCUGGUUGCUUGCAACUAUGUGUAAGGACUGUUUGUUUAGGGUUCACUUUUCAGGGUUUUUGUUUUGUUUUGUUUUGUUUGGGAGAAGGUGCUGUUCUUAGAAAAAAAAAGUGUGCCAGUUAAAAUACUGCCAACCAAUUUCACACAUCUUACUAUGUCUUAAAUUAUGAGAAUGCUGAUCUUUAAAAGUACUCAUUCAAAAAAAAUCACCAGUAUAAAAAUAAAAGGGAUGUUGCAAAUAGGCUUUAACUGAAAGGAUAUUAAGUAAUGGCAAGUUGUUUUCAAAAUUAAAUAUCUUUUAUACCAUAAAAACCUGAUUCAUAAGAGCUGAUCUUUAUAACAGCAGUUUAAAAUAGAUUCAUAGCAAUAUCUGGGGCUAUAAUAAGAAAAAGCUUGUAUCCUCCCCAUUCCUCAAGUUAAAGACAAAUAAUAAUAAUUUUAAAACUCAUAACAGAUUUUUAAGGCAAGGGUUCACAAAAUCUGGCAAUAUUCCGAGAUAUGAGUGGCUUAGGAAAUAAACUUACACUGUGAAAUCCAUGGCAGACAUCAUUGUUAACUUUUGAAGCAGCUUGAGAGUUCAUGACUAAGUUCCUAAGGUCACUCAAUAAUAUUUAUAUGCAAGCAAAGACUUGAUUUACCCUUUUCCACAUCUUCCAUUAGACCUGUGGUCAGCAUGUGGUAUUCUUGAGUAGCUGCUGAAGCUCCAGUGUCUAGUGAGAACUCACCACUGACACCUGACUUGCUUCUAUAUUGUUUUCUGGCAUUCAGUGUUAGAUACGUAGGUUAGCAACCCAUCAUUUACUUUUUACAAAAUAGCCUCCAAGAUCUUGCUGAACUACAGCUCCCAGCAUCCCUCAUUACUGUCCAUCCAGUUGCUAGGAAUUGCAUUUUUAUAAUCCCCUGGACCACAGAUCUUUACUAUUGACUCUAGAAUCGUACCAGACAAUUAGGAUCAAAUCCAGCAAUAUAAGAUCCAACAGAAUACUUUGCCAAGACUCUCCCUCUGUCAGAGCCAUUUGGAGCCAUUUGUAGGUACACACAUAGUCUAUAUUCAUUUUAUUAAAAUGAUCAAUGGAUCAAUGUUUAUACACAUGAUGAUAUUUAAAGGCAUAUCUAAUUAUAAAAAUAGAGUAAGAUAUUGUAAUUAAUUCAGGCUGAUGAGAAGCUGUUUUCAAUUAUGCUUUAUGUUUUGAUAUUGUUUAUUAUAGAAAACUUCAGAUACUUGCAAUCUUAAUUACACAGAAAUACACUGUACUCACUGUUGCUCCUGUUUUGGUCUGAGAUUAACGGCACAAAGAACAUAUGUACCGAUGAAGAAACAUUUCUUUAAAAAUGUCUUUACAAGGUAUAAUUGUGAUACAGAACUUCUAUUCUAGCUCUUUUUUUUUUUCAAGCCAAUGUGUCUUUAAUGGUUGGUUAUACAACUGUAAUUAGCCAGCUGUUAAACUAAAAUAUCUAGAUUUACAAUGCAAUAUAGCUAGGUUCAGGACGUGGGACAAGAAAAGUUGGUAUUUGACGCAAAAAUCCUUUAAUACUCUUAUUUCCUCCCUUACUCUAGAAAAUCAUUUUGCCCUAGCUGUGCUUUGUAAGACAUAGUAAAAUCUGUAUUUUUUGAAGUGUUGCUGAACUGCCACUCUCAGCAUCUCAUAUCACUGCUCAUACUGGUAGUUAUGUACAUCUGGAAGGUAUAAAUUCCAACUGCUCUAUAGUCUGACAACACCAGAGUUGGAAAAAGCAGUGCCGGGUGAAAUGGGCUGCACGGCUCAGGACUGCGUGGCUUCCAGGUUGGCCUUGUGGAUGAAGUAUUACACAAUCUUGCAUUCGACAGAAUGGCAUAGCUUCAAAUUAAAUCCUAAACUUCUGCUUAAACCAAAGUAUCUAAAACUAUGGGGACAGUGGUAUUAUCAUCUUCAUGCAGAUUCUUGUAAAAGCUGUAUUUUGUCAUUUUUGCAAAUUGUAUGAGGCCUAAGCACUUUCCUAGCUAGUUUCGUCUCAAGAUCUGUUGCAUUCCUGAAUUUGUGAAACUUUAUUUCAGAACUUCAUUCAUUGUGGAGCCAAUUACAUUUUUUCAUUAAAAUGUCUUAGCACAAUAGUGCAUUUGCACGUGUCAUAUUCACUGCUUUGUUAUUCUGAAUCUGUAAACAACUGCACCCAAAUAAUA